AUGGCAAAGGAAGCGGAGAAAACGGGACCCCUGUGCCAUUAUGCGGUGACCAGCCUGGCGAAGAACAACUUCAGGGUGGUCACCGUAACCAUGUACAAUCCGCAUGUGAAAGAUGAAGAGUCUGACGUUGAUGUUCACACAGGAGAGAGACUUGACUAUCGUGGAUCUUCUGGGGAGCCUCAACAACAUCAUGAUGCUGACAACGCAGAGAAGAGUCUCUCCAGAUCAGAACACCUCAAGGAACACCAGCGGAAACCUACGGGGAAGAAACCUCACUGCUGCUCUGACUGUGGGAAGAGUUACUCAAGAUCUGAUUCACUAAAAGUACACCAGAGAAUUCACACAGGAGAGAAAUCUUACAACUGUGAUCAAUGUGGAAAGAGAUGCUCUUCUUUAUCAGAACUUACAAUACACCAGAGAAUCCAUACAGGAGAGAAACCUUAUAGCUGCUCUCAGUGUGGAAUGAGUUUCUCUCGAUCAUAUUCAUUGAAAUCACACCUAAGAAUUCACACAGGAGAGAAACCAUAUGGCUGUGAUCAAUGUGGGAAAAGUUUUGCUACCUCAGCUAACCUGACUGCACACAAGAGAAUACACACAGGACAGAAGCCUUACCACUGCUCUGACUGCGGAAUGAGCUUUAUCACUUCAAGGGAACUACUCCUACACCAGAGAACACACACAGGAGAGCAACCUUAUAGCUGUGAUCAAUGUGGGAAGAGUUUUACUCAGUCAAACAACCUGAUAUCACACCAGAGAACACACACAGGACAGAAGCCCUAUACCUGUGAUCGGUGUGGGAAAAGCUUUACUCAGUCAGGUCACCUGAAAUCACACCAGAGAACCCACACAGGAGAGAAGCCUUAUAGCUGUGAUCAGUGUGGGAAGAGAUAUUCUGAUUUAAGAGAUCUGAAUAAACAUAAUAACAUACAUCCAGAUUGUGGAAUGACUGCCAACACCAGUCCUGGGUAGUAGAACACAGAUUGUGGAAUGACCUCCAACACCAGACCUGGGUAGUAGAACACUGCAUCGUGAGGUUUUUAUAUAGUACUUGCGCAGAGCAUUCUAUAUUGGACAUUUAGAAAAAAGUGUGUUUGUGUUGGAGGGGUUGUUAUUCACACUCAUUAUCUUUCCUGAUUGAAGUCAACUUUAUUUUAAUCUUUAGUUUUUCCUCACCACAUGGAAUGAAUGUCAGAAUCCUCUCAAAUUACACUCCCUAGUGUCUUUUGGUCACUUCAGGGAUUUGGUGAGAUACCUGGACACAGGGGAAUGGACGUGUUUCUCAGAACUUCUGAUGACAAAUAUAACUGUCUUGAUGAGUUGGUGAAUUCGGAUAUUCUGGUUGAUUGCGGCUAGUUUCCUGUUUGUUUCUUUGUAUUUAUCAUGCCCCCCCUUCAGUUAAUUGAACCUAGUUUAUGAUCAAAUGAUUGAAGCUACAUGACAGACCCAUUACAGUACAUCCCAUCCAUCCUCCCCAGACUAAGAUAUUUUACCAGACGUUAUAGUAUGCCUGCCAACGGGUCCUGGUCGGAGGACGCUACGUGUUGGUGGUAUGCCCUGGUCGGAGGACGCUACAUGUUGGGGGUAUGCCCUGGUCAAGGAUACCGUUCAUACAUAAAUAAAUAAAUUUCAUAAAUACAGUUGAAAAAUAAAUAGUUAAUAAACAGUUGAUACAGUGCCUUUGGAAAGUAUUCAGACCCCUUGAAUUUUUUCACAUUUUGUUACUUACAGCCUCAUUCUAAAAUGGAUUAAAUGAUGUUGCUUUAGUCAAAUCCUUCUACUCAGCACACAUAGUGGACUGGUGUGUGUAUGUGCUUGUAAUUGGUUUGUAAACUUUAAAUGUUUCAAAUUAUCACUUUGAAUUUGCUUUAUUCAAUGUAUGUUUCCCUCUAUGUACGUUUCAUAUAAUGUUAUAUAAAUUCAUUAAAUGAAAACUGGUUGAAAGUGAGACUUUUUUCCCUGAACUGCAUUACCCACUCCAGUCAGCAGAUGGCGAUGUGCAUUUUUCAGGCAAUGCUGCCUGAGUGUGACGUAUGAUCUAGUGGACGGGACGCUUCUUCAACAGUAACAGCUAAUCGGCCACCUCAGUAGAACCGAGGUAAAGACAGUUUCAGGUUGGAUAUUUGAUGGAUAUUCGCCUUUAGUUUUCCUGACGUCCACCAACUGCAGUUAGGGACUGACAACAUAGUGACAAAUAAA
This is a messenger RNA of Oncorhynchus kisutch (coho salmon), 2196 nucleotides long. Its product is annotated as zinc finger protein 239-like. Lineage: Eukaryota; Metazoa; Chordata; Actinopteri; Salmoniformes; Salmonidae. The record is from RefSeq and is a predicted model, not a curated record. The coding region runs from base 1 to 969 and encodes 322 amino acids. Gene Ontology annotation, biological process: regulation of transcription by RNA polymerase II. Gene Ontology annotation, cellular component: nucleus. The transcript has 2 exons. Gene Ontology annotation, molecular function: DNA-binding transcription factor activity, RNA polymerase II-specific.